GUUGAUCAAGAAUAACAUCGGAACUUUCUGUUUUGUUCAUCUUGUUGGUAUUUUUUUCCUAAUGGAUGGGAAUAUCAUGAACAAAUUUCUGUAGAAGUAUGAUUUUGCAACAAAUUAAUUCUGUAGGAGCAAAAACCCAAUCCAUCACUUUUAGUCACCAUCUUUCGCAAGCUCACGAAGGAUAGCUCAAUUGGAAGUGGAUUUGUCACAAGCAAAGCUUGUCGUCCCUCUGCAUCUAAUCCCAUCUUCCUCCCACCAUCACAGAGCCCCACUAUCAAACACCUGACGCUCCCCGCGCGGGGGACAAUGCCUGCCUGCCAGCUUCGCGUUCGAGGUCCGCAAUUCCUUCUCGAACUCAUCUGUAUAUGUCGUACAUCACGACCUCAGCUGUGAGGUUUCCUCCUCUUCGUCCGCAAUUCCUUGCAGCAUCGGUACUCCAUGUCGAGCACACCAACUUGCUCGCAAUGUCGUACCUCUUAUUCUUCAAUCUCACGUUGCUGUCCAAGUCGUCAUUCCGACCGAAUUCCCAAUAAGGACAUUGUAAGAAACAGACCUUAGGCCGGUCUCUGUAACGAGCAUUUCAUCGAACCAGUGGCGUGCAGCCGAAGCCUUGCUUCUCGCAGCAAUUUUGGAGGACGAUGUUGGUUGAAGACGGCGUUGGGUCAAGCCGAAGCCGAGAAAGCUCCUGGCCCGGCCGAGACAACGGUUGCCAGCGAUCGCAGCGAGCAGGGACUUGAGGGAUUGGAGGGAAGAGGCUUGGCAGAGAGUUCAAAGCCGCUUCGCUGCAGGGGCGCCUUGGCGAGGCGGUAGAGGAGCGAGGAGUAGGCGGGGUAGCAGAGGUGGUCGGGGGUCGUCGUCCUGGAGACGGCGGAGGACAACGGCGUGGGCGGUGGAUUAAGUCCAUCAGGAGAGGAAUCGCUAAACGAACCCACGUGGGCUUCUCGGGUUCGCGAAUCUCCAAGCGCGUUGUAGCAUAUCGUCACUAAUUUGGAGGGCAUUUUGUGGGGAUAUAUUUAUUUGCCGGCGUGUGGAUGAGUUCGGGACUAAGCAGAGUUGAUUGCGUCCGGUGGUCCUCAAUUCUCCUAUAUAUACCUUCUUAUGUUACUCUAUCAUUGAAGAGAAAUAGCAAGAGGAACUGAAGGAAAUCGAAGUGCUUGGAAUUCUGGUUUGCUUCUUAUUGUACUUGAGAUCACUCAAGUAAUUCUUUUUCAACAUAAUGCCUUGUCUUUCUCCAUUUCUGUUAUCCAAUGCCCAAUGGCCGAGUGUCCUAGCCACUGUAUCCAACAAAACAUUUUGCAAACUUCCUUGCAUACAUGUCUCUAAUUGGCAGAUGAGAGAGCAUCAAAGGAAAUCACAUGCUUCAACAUUUAUCCAAUCAUCAGCAACUGUCCAUGGAUGUGAAUUUGAUGAGUCUGAUGAGAAAGAAGAAAUAAAGCUUAAAUGGAUGAAUGUAGGACCUGAUUUAACGGAGGACCAGAAGAAGGCUAUUUCUCAACUUCCUUUAAAGAUGUCCAACCGCUGCAAGGCCCUUAUGAAGCGUCUAAUCUGCUUUUCUCCAGAUGCUGAUGAUUUGUCUCUCCUCUUGGCUGCUUGGGUGAAGGUCAUGAAACCCAGAAGAGCUGAUUGGUUGGCAAUCUUGAAAGAAAUUAAGAGGAUGGAAAAUCCUCUCCUUUUUGAGGUAAUGGAAUAUGCACUGCUCGAAAAUUCUUUUGAAGCUAAUGUCCGCGACUACACCAAAUUGAUUGACCUCUAUGCAAAGCAAAAUCUCUUGGAACAUGCUGAAAACUCUUUUCAGGUCAUGAUAAAAAGAGGAUUCCCUUGCGAUCAAGUUACACUUACUGUCCUCAUUCACAUGUACAGCAAGGCUGGAUAUCUCGAUCGUGCCAAGGAAGCAUUUGAAGAGAUCAAGCUGCUCGGUUUGCCUCUUGACAAAAGAGCUUAUGGCUCAAUGUUGAUGGCCUAUAUCAGGGCUGAAAUGCUAGAGCAUGCAGAGAGAUUAAUGAAGGAAAUGGAGGAACAAGACUUUUAUGCCGGCAAGGAAGUCUACAAGGCAUUGCUUAGAGCUUAUUCCACCAAUGGCAAUGCAGAUGGAGCUCAAAGAGUUUUCAACUCCAUACAAUUUGCUGGAAUAGUUCCUGACAGCAGGCUCUGUGCUCUUCUUCUCAAUGCUUACUGCAUGGCUGGUCAGAGCAGCAAAGCACACAGCGUAUUGGAGAAUAUGAGGAUUGCUGGUCUUGAACCAAGCGAUAGAUGUAUUGCCCUGAUGCUGGGAGCUUACGAAAGAGAGAACAAUCUCGAUGCAGCACUCUAUUUUUUGAUAGAACUGGAGCAUAAUGGUGUUCUGAUUGCUGACGAAGCCUCACAAGUCUUGGUUGGGUGGUUUAGAAGGCUUGGAGUGGUGGGUGAAGUGCAGCAAGUUCUAAGAGAAUUUGUUGUCGAUGGAGCUGGAAGUUUCACUCCUUAUAAUGCUUGUAAAACAAAGUGAUAUGACACACGACAAAAUCUUUUUCACAUGUACUGUUUGAUGCCACUGCAUGAUGUUCUUCACAUUUAGCAGUCCCCGACAAAGCCUCUUUAUCUGUCUAUAGUUGCAUUCAGAUGUAAUGUUCUAAGAGAAUUUGCUGUCAGGGAAGGUGGGAGUUUGAUUCCUUGUGAUGCUUGUAAAACAAAGUGCUAUGACACCACACAAUCUUUUGCAGAUGUAAUGUUUUAUGCGACUGCAUGAGGUUCUGCAGAAUCAUCAUUACAAGUUACGUUCA
Messenger RNA from Musa acuminata AAA Group (dessert banana), 2759 nucleotides. Its product is annotated as pentatricopeptide repeat-containing protein At1g01970-like. NCBI's taxonomy places the organism in Eukaryota, Viridiplantae, Streptophyta, Magnoliopsida, Zingiberales, Musaceae. The record is from RefSeq and is a predicted model, not a curated record. Bases 1217 to 2485 code for a protein of 422 amino acids. Gene Ontology annotation, molecular function: protein binding. The transcript is spliced from 3 exons.